GAGGAGCAGCAGAGCGGGACAGUGAGUGUAUGAGAGAGGUGAUGUCCCGCUGCAGUCUGAGGGCCCGUCUGGGUCAGAGUCUGUCCAGACAGGUCAGAACCACUCACACAGGACGGGUAGCUGCCGUCAGAAAGGACAGCUCUGCCGUACAGCCCUUCAGUGAGAUUCCUGGACAAUGGAAGAACAGCGUGGCCAAUCUCUACAAGCUCUGGAGAAUGGACGGCCUCAGGAAUAUCCACCGGAUUAUGGUGCACAAUUUCAAUAUGUAUGGUCCUAUUUACAGGGAAAAGAUUGGGUACUACGAGAGUGUGAACAUCAUCGAGCCUGAGGACGCUGCUGUCCUGUUCAAAGCUGAGGGUUGUUUUCCCAAGAGACUCCGGGUGGAAGCGUGGACCUCUUACAGGGACUACAGGAACCGCAAAUAUGGCGUCGUGCUCAAAGACGGAGAGGACUGGAAAUUCAACAGAAACGUUCUGAACAAGGAAAUUAUUUCCCCAAAGGUGCAGGGGAACUUUGUGCCUCUGCUGGAUGAGGUCAUUCAGGACUUUGUGGCCCGUGUCUAUAAGAAGAUUGAGAGGACUGGACAGAAUGAAUGGACCACAGAUCUGUCCCAUGAGCUCUUCAAGUACACACUAGAAUCGGUGAGUCAUGUGCUGUACGGCAAGCGUUUGGGUGUGCUGUCGGACUACAUCGAUCCAGACGCCCAGCACUUCAUCGACUGCAUCACCCUGAUGUUUAAGACCACCUCGCCCAUGCUGUACCUCCCGCCGGCCCUGCUCCGCCACACAGGGGCCCGAAUCUGGAAGGACCACGUGGAGGCCUGGGACGGCAUCUUUAAUCAGGCUGACCGAUGCAUCCAGAGUAUCUACAGACAGCUGAGGAAAACUCCAGACGCCGAUGAGAAGUACCCUGGUGUGCUGGCCAGCCUCCUAAUGCUGGACAAACUGUCCAUCGAGGACAUAAAGGCCAGCAUCACGGAGCUGAUGGCCGGCGGUGUGGACACGACCUCUAUCACACUGUUGUGGACGCUCUAUGAACUGGCGAGAUAUCCGGACCUGCAGGAGGAGAUCCGGGCCGAAAUCUCAGCCGCUCGUGACGCCUCUGAAGGAGACAUGAUGCAGAUGCUCAAGAUGGUUCCUCUGCUUAAAGGAGCCUUGAGGGAAACUCUGAGGUUACAUCCGGUAGCAGUGAGUCUACAAAGAUACAUCACUGAAGACAUCGUCCUUCAGAAUUACCAUAUUCCAGCUGGGACCUUAGUUCAGCUUGGUCUCUAUGCUAUGGGUCGUGAUCACCGGAUCUUCCCGCACCCGGAGCAGUACCGUCCCUCUCGCUGGGUCCGGUCCCAGAGCCACUACUUCAGGGGCUUGAGCUUCGGCUUCGGACCGCGCCAGUGUCUGGGCCGCAGGAUCGCCGAGAACGAGAUGCAGCUCUUCCUUAUUCACAUGCUGGAGAACUUCAGGUUUGAGAAGCAGAGGCAGGUGGAGGUCAGGAGCACGUUUGAGCUCAUCUUGGUGCCCGAGAAGCCCAUCAUGCUCACCAUCAAACCACUGAACGCCAGCAGAUAGCGGAGCUGCAAACAGGAAAUGAUGUCAAAGGCAGAACUGGAUUGAACACUGAGCUUUGAAGAGUCCAAACUUUUGACAGGCAUUUCAUCUCAGUUUAUGUUUCUUGUGAUCAUUUACUCACCCUUGUCUCAUUUCAAACCUGUAUGAGUUUCUUUCUUCUGUGGAAUACAGAAGAUAUUUUAAAGAGUGCUGGGAACACGGAGUCAUUUUUUAAAGCAUCUUCUUUUGUGUUCCAUAGAAGAAAGAAAAAGUUUGGAAUGGCAUAAAGGUGAGGAAAUGAUGGAAGAGCUAAAAUAUUUAGUGCAUUUACAAUCUAUUUGUCUAUUUGUUAUUUCGAUUAUUUUAAAAUAUUAAUAAUAAAAGUGAGUAUAACAGGUGUGCCAAAAGUAUUGACUGGUACUAAAUGUUAGGCUUGUGUCUUAUGUUAUAUUUAGUUCAGAAAUGCAAAUAAUCAUAAAAAAUAAUCCAAGUAUUCUAAAGUAUAAAUAUAUUUUAAUAUUACAUCAUAAAAUGACUUGAAACUAUUCUGUAAUGCUUUGAAUGAAUAAAAGAAAUUAAAUU
This is a messenger RNA of Carassius auratus (goldfish), 2126 nucleotides long. RefSeq names its product cholesterol side-chain cleavage enzyme, mitochondrial-like. Gene Ontology annotation, molecular function: monooxygenase activity; oxidoreductase activity, acting on paired donors, with incorporation or reduction of molecular oxygen; iron ion binding. Bases 30 to 1565 code for a protein of 511 amino acids. The record is from RefSeq and is a predicted model, not a curated record. Gene Ontology annotation, biological process: glucocorticoid biosynthetic process; cholesterol metabolic process; cortisol metabolic process. The transcript is spliced from 9 exons. NCBI's taxonomy places the organism in Eukaryota, Metazoa, Chordata, Actinopteri, Cypriniformes, Cyprinidae. Gene Ontology annotation, cellular component: mitochondrial inner membrane.